UUGUAUUCUCAAUAUUUUUUUGUUGGCAAUAGCAAAUCUAACCUCAUUUUACACGAAAUUCAAAUGGUGAAAAAAUGAAAAUAUCGCCCAAUCAUACUUUUUGAAUGAACAUUCAAAAAGUCUUCAGGCACAUUCACCGGUACCAGUUUAUAAUGAGUACUAGAAAGUGUUACCUCAGAAAUCUAUCCACAAACCACAAAAUCAACCUACUUCAUGAACAGCCAAAAAUGAUUGGUCGUAACCUAGACACCCUCGUCGAAGAUCUACUGGUGUCCAGAGAGCAGCUGAAAUGUACGGCCAAUACCGAAUCCUGUGAACUAAGCAUCACUCCUGUAGGCAGAGCUAUCUCGGGCUUAGAUGGAUAUGCUGUCACGAAAAACAGAACUUACAAUAUAGGCCACGGGCACAGGCUUGAGCUGCGAUUAGGUUUCCAUCAGUUUGAGGUGGUAUUCGAACCGCAUCCUGGGCAAGAAAACGAAGAAGUGAAAAACAAGGAAAGUGAAAACGAAAUCCCUGCCAAAAAACGGAAGAUGGACUUUCCAAUAUUUGGAACUGAAAAGGAAGUCGAGAACAAACUAUCUUUCACUGACAAAGGGAAUUGGGAAAGCAUCGAUAACAAGGAAUUGCUCAUAUUUACCCCUGAAAACAUGGAAGGGCGCUCCAAAAUUGCAGCUUUCGAUAUCGACGGCACCAUAAUAAAAACCAAAUCUGGAGCCAGGUUUCCAAAAAACAGUUCUGACUGGGAACUGAACAUGUCAGAGAUCCCUCAAAGACUGAGAAAUCUGCAGGCGGAAGGUUUCAAACUUGUUUUCUUCACGAACCAAUCAGGGGUAGGUAAAGAAUUGUCGAAAAUAUCAGAUUUCAAGUGGAAAAUCGAGAAUGUUAUCAAGAAAUUAGCUGUUCCAAUUCAGGUCUUUAUAGCUCUGGGAAGAAGCAUGUACAGAAAGCCCCUUCUUGGCAUGUGGAACGUACUGAAGGGCAAUAAAAAUGGCGGUGUUGAUAUUGAUUUAAACGAAUCGUUCUACGUAGGCGAUGCUGCAGGCAGGCAGAAGAACUGGGCCCCCAAGCGCCCCAAGGACCAUUCGCUAGCCGACAGACUGUUUGCUAUGAAUGCAGGUUUGAAAUUCUACACCCCCGAGGAAUAUUUCCUAAAAGCAAAGCCUGUUUCCUUCUCCAUGCCGGAGUUUGACCCAAGGAACUUACCUGCCGAGAAAUAUCCUGAGGUUGAUUUUGAAAGUCCGAAUGUGAUAGUUAUGGUAGGGGGCCCCGGCUCAGGAAAGAGCCACUUCAGCAAGUCGGUCUUGGUUCCCAAGGGGUACGUCCACAUCAACAGAGAUAAUCUGGGUUCUUGGCAAAAGUGUGUUAAGAUUCUACAAGAAAAUAUAGACCAAGGACGCAGUUGCGUUGUCGACAACACCAAUCCCGACAAGGAAUCGCGAGUGCGUUAUAUUGAAAUAGCAAAAAAGGCGAAAGUUCCUUGUCGUUGCUUUGUCAUGUCUACGAAUUUCCAACAAACCAAGCAUAAUAAUAGAUUCAGAGAACUGACGGAUAAAUCGCACGUUCCAGUUAAUGAAAUAAUCAUCAACGGCUUCAAGAAGAAGUUUGAAGAGCCUGAUGUAUCCGAAGGGUUUGAGGAGAUCAUCAAAGUUCCUUUCGUUCCCGAGUUCCAAAACACGGAACAUGAGAAGCUGUACAGAAUGUUUCUUUUAGAAAAGUAAACUUUUAUAUUUUU
Messenger RNA from Leptinotarsa decemlineata (Colorado potato beetle), 1732 nucleotides. It is a transcript of the gene PNKP, whose product is annotated as Polynucleotide kinase 3'-phosphatase. The record is from RefSeq and is a predicted model, not a curated record. NCBI's taxonomy places the organism in Eukaryota, Metazoa, Arthropoda, Insecta, Coleoptera, Chrysomelidae. Gene Ontology annotation, biological process: DNA repair. Gene Ontology annotation, molecular function: protein binding; double-stranded DNA binding; ATP-dependent polydeoxyribonucleotide 5'-hydroxyl-kinase activity.